Penicillium olsonii is the source of this 3579-nucleotide messenger RNA. NCBI's taxonomy places the organism in Eukaryota, Fungi, Ascomycota, Eurotiomycetes, Eurotiales, Aspergillaceae. The record is from the annotation of a GenBank genome assembly.
AUGACUCCGGAAGCCGUCGAAGAGUGCGAGCGCGAGCGCAUUCGUGACUUGUCCAGAUAUUACUGCACCGUUCAACAAUCCACCCCCGUCGGGACGACCAAUGCCCCCACGGGCGACGAACAGCCCGCCAGUUGUGAAUUGGCCCAGGACAUCACCCUCACCGCCCUGGCCCAGCUGGGGGUCUUGCGCUUCAACGCCAAUCGGUCCUUCGUAUCCAUCAUCGACGGAGACACCCAGCAUAUCAUCGCCGAAGCCACCGGAUCGAUCUCACUACGAGACAAGGCGCGUCACGACCCCGGGAAUGGGAUCUAUCUGGGAGCAUGCUCCCUCAACUUGACCUGGGGCGUAUGUCCCCACACCAUCCGCCUCUUCACCGGCCGGGAGCCCAACGAAAUCGAGUCCGCCAACGUGACGGCAAACAAGUCUCGCUAUAUCAUCCGUGAUUUCACACAGGAGGACUGCUUCAAGGACCGACCGUAUGUGAAGGAAUGGCCGCAUAUGCGCUUCUACGCCGAGGUGCCGCUGUUCAGUGCAUCCGGAUACGUCCUGGGCUCCUACUGUAUCGUGGACGACAAACCGUGGACCGAGUUCGGGGAUGACCAGGUGCGGGAUCUACAGGAAGUGGCGGAUGCCAUUGGACAUCAUCUGGAGAACGUGCGGCGCGGCCAGGUGCAUUUGCGGGCCGAGCGACUGGUCAAGGGGUUGACGAACUUCGCCAAGGCACAUACCGACUUCGACCCGACCGAAGUCUCCAACGGGGGCAGGAUCGAACUCAGUGUGAGUGCUGCGCAUUUGGCAUGUAACGAGGAAUCAAACACCCCAGUCCCUCCAGUGGUGGUCACCCCUUUGCCCCCGACAGAGGGUGAUACCCCGAGCUCUGAGCCGUCCUCCAUAUCCACUGUUACCGGAAAGGAAUCGGUUUCAUUCCCACUAGAUCAGCAAUCGACAACCGAUCCCUCAUCUCUUCAUUCGAUUUCCGGCGGCCCGACAGUGUUGAGUCCGGCGGAGGAAAAGACUCUAGAAAAUGCUAUGAAAUCAGACGUGGGGACACAGGGUGUCGAAAAGGGCCUUUCACAAUUGACAAUCGCCGAGAGCAUCCCGGUCCAUGAGCGGAUUGGGGCGAUAUAUUCAUCCGCCACUGGUUUACUCCGAGAGUCCAUGGACCUUGAUGGUGUUGCACUUUUCGAUGCUUGCCCGACCAACUUCGCCUUUGUCCCCGAUGAAAUAAAAGACUGGGAGCCAUUGCCGGAAAUUGUCGAUGGCCGUUUCCCGAUCGCCCCACUGCCAAGUCCUCUCGGCCUGCCCCAGGCUGUGUCGCAGGAAUUCAACCAGCCUAGUGAUGUUCUUAGUUGCGCAUUGAAGCCGAAUGGCGCGAAUGUUUCGGCCCUUCCCCCGAAUAUUCCAAAAGGACUGCUGCACCAGCUACUAAGGACUUGUCCUAAGGGCCAAGUGAUAAUUUUCGACGACAUCACUGAGGAUAACUAUUGGAAUCAUGGCUCCACAGAGCCAUUCAAGCCCACCACUGAGCCGGUCAGCUUGCCAGUGUUGUCCAAGCAGCUCGCUCAUCAUAUCCCCGAUGCCAAGUCGGCCAUUUUCCUGCCGUUGUGGGAUUGGAACAAAUCCCGCUGGCUUUCUGGUGUUCUGGCGUGGACUAAGAGUAGCUUCCGAGCACUGGGGCUUGAGGAACUACAUUACUUUAACGUUUUUGGUGACUCAAUUAUCUCAGAGGUGUCCCGUAUAAACUGGGCGAACGACGAGCGAUCCAAGUUCGACUUCAUCUCCUCUGUGAGCCAUGAGCUGAGAUCUCCAUUGCAUGGAAUACUCGCAAGUGCAGAGCUGCUGAAUGCCACCUCUCUCGACGGAGUUCAAAAUGACAUGGUCGGCAUGAUCGAGAAGUCCGGACUCACCUUACUUGAUACAACAAACCACAUGCUGGACUUUUGCAAAGUCAACAAUCUGCGUCAUUCCCGAAAGAUGAGCCAGGCGCUGGACAGCGACACCGGGAAUCUUGUUUCUGAUUUCGAUGUUAGCGAGUUGGUGGAAGAGAUUGCGAACAUUAUGUACACCGGCCAUCGAGCACCUGCUCGAGCCACCAAAACCGCCCGUAGGAUGUCAACCGACGCGGGCAUGGCUGAAUCCAGUCCUGUGCAGUUCGAUUCGGCCGGCCAGAUGUCGAUAGUUGUACGCAUCGACCAGUCCAAUGACUGGAACAUUCGAUCGCUUGCAGGGGCCUGGAGAAGAAUAGUCAUGAAUCUCCUUGGAAACGCGAUCAAAUGGACUGACACCGGGUUCGUCGAGCUUUCGCUAUCAAAAAUUAAGGAUUCGACGAACUCCCAGCCCCUUGUCCACCUUUCUAUCACGGACACUGGCCGAGGGAUUGCGGCCGACUUCAUCAAGCACAAGCUGUUUGUUCCAUUUUCGCAAGAGGAUCCGCUUUCUGAGGGCGUGGGACUGGGUCUCAGCACCGUCCAUCAGCUAGUGACAUCGCUUGGAGGUCACAUUAACAUCAGAAGUGAGAUGGGCAUCGGAACCCAAGCAGAUGUCUACAUACCUGCUGAAGAGCCUCCGGUGGGGACUGAUGGAGACAAGACUCUCGCCCCGGAAACUCUCAGCAAACAUCCCGCCCCGUUUCAUGCGUGCUUGGUUGGCUUUAAUGGCUACCCCGAUAUCACCGAAGCACCAACUGGAAUACUCACCAUAGAGGGGAAACGGAAGCUCAGCAUUCAAAGCACCCUCGCCAGUAUCUUCAUGUCGAACCUCAAGUGGAACAUCUCCCUAGCUGAUUCCAUUGAAGAAGCGCAUGGCCAAGUCAUCGUCAUCGAAGAAGUUUCACUCGGUCGCGUUCUGACAAAACGCUGUCAAAGCGUCACAGAACUGGCCGCUGAAGUCGGAGUAGACUUUUUCAUCGUACUUUGCGACAAUGCGCCAGUCGCCCCGGAAAUUCCGUCGGCGAACCUCGUUCGCGUGAUUCAGCCACUUGGACCUCGCAAAGUAUUGAGUGCCGUCGAGCGAAUCAUGCACCUGCGCGAACAAAGGUUGCUAGCUGUCUCGGACACACCCGACCUCACUCCGCCGGCACUUUCGACGGACAAUAAAUCCCCGUCGGACUCUGUGUUGGAUAUCGAUGAGCCACCUGCAGUAACACCUGUUCCUCCAUUGAAAAGCAUGGAAUUAGCAUCUACCCCGCCCUCAUUGCGCAAGCAAGCGGUGGCGCACGUCCUCAUCGUCGAUGACAACGACAUCAACCUCAAGAUCAUGGCCACGUACAUGGGAAGGAUAAACUGCAGCUACGAGACAGCCAGCAACGGACUCAUUGCCUUCGAAAAGUUCAAGUCCUCCACCUCUCGAUACAACUAUGUCCUGAUGGACAUUUCCAUGCCAGUGAUGGAUGGAAUCGUAUCCACCACCAAAAUCCGCGAACAUGAGCGAGAAGCAGGCCUUGUUCCAACUUGCAUCAUGGCCCUGACGGGCGUUUCCUCCGCUGGCUUCCAGCACCAGGCGUACACCGCCGGCGUCGACAACUACCUCAUCAAACCUCUUUCGCUCCGCGACCUCAAAACCCUUAUGAACAUUGCAUGA